Neltuma alba is the source of this 1512-nucleotide messenger RNA. RefSeq names its product putative hydrolase YtaP. Gene Ontology annotation, biological process: proteolysis. NCBI's taxonomy places the organism in Eukaryota, Viridiplantae, Streptophyta, Magnoliopsida, Fabales, Fabaceae. The transcript has 13 exons. Gene Ontology annotation, molecular function: serine-type peptidase activity. The coding region runs from base 34 to 1287 and encodes 417 amino acids. The record is from RefSeq and is a predicted model, not a curated record.
AAGGGUCAGCCUAAUCCCGACUUGCGUAGGAGAAUGGCGGUGGCGGCAUCGGGAACGCCCGCUGGGACCGUUUACCCUUCCUUGAGCUGCCUGGUCAGUAUGUCGCACGUGCGGUGUCAGUUAAAGCACACGUGUCAUAUGCCCCGGCCAAAAAGGUUUAUUCAUAAAUAUCGACCGCAUGCCUCAGUCGAAGUGGUCACUCAUCGCUGCACUGAUCGCAAAAUGGGAGAAGCCAUUGAUUAUCAGAAGCUCCGAUCAGAUUUCCUUCAAGUCCUCCGUGGAAGGCGAGCCUCUGAAGUUCCGCUGCGCGUGGAGCCUGCAAAGCCAGUGGCGAGCCCAUUGUAUCAGGAUAAUACUCCACCUUCUGCUGAGGUAAGUUUGGAGUCUUCUGAGAAGGCAAACAUUGAAAACUUCGUACACUCGCUGAAAGAGGAAAAUCUCUAUUUGGUUACAGAGGAAGGAGAGCAAGGACGCUUGCCUGUAUUGAUUUUGAAGGAAAACACACAUCAAAAAAGGCCAGCCGUUGUUUUCCUACAUAGCACAAACAAAUGUAAAGAGUUCUUGCGGCCUUUACUUAAGGCAUAUGCUUCACGAGGAUAUAUAGCAAUCGCCGUUGACUCUCGCUACCAUGGUGAACGAGCCAGAAGCACAAAUACCUAUCGGGAUGCUCUUAUUUCUGCUUGGAAAACGGGCGAGACAAUGCCAUUCAUUUAUGACACGGUCUGGGACUUGAUAAAAUUGGCAGAUUACUUAAUUCAAAGGGAGGAUAUUGACCCUUCUAGAGUAGGAAUCACUGGGAUAUCUCUUGGAGGAAUGCAUGCAUGGUUUGCAGCAUUUGUAGACACCCGCUAUGCUGUGGUAGUCCCAAUGAUUGGUGUUCAGGGGUUUCGAUGGGCUAUUGACAAUGAUAAGUGGCAGGCUCGGGUUGACAGUAUAAGGCCAGUGUUUGAGGUGGCUCGCGAUGAUUUGGGAAAGAGUGCUAUUGACAAAGAAGUGGUAGAGAAGGUAUGGGACAGGAUUGCUCCAGGUCUAGCUUCCAAGUUUGACUCACCAUACUCAAUUCCAGCUAUUGCACCACGCCCCCUGCUUAUUCUGAAUGGUGCUGAAGAUCCUCGAUGUCCCCUUGAAGGUUUGGAAGUUCAGAAGUCAAAUGCACAGCUGGCAUAUGGAGAAUCUCGCUGUCUGGACAACGUCAAGCUGAUCGCGGAACCUGGAAUUGGGCAUCAAACAACGCCAUCCAUGAUGAAAGAAGCAUCUGAUUGGUUCGAUAGGUUUUUAAAGGCUUAGCUUAGAACCUCAGAUUUUCUCUCCAACUGCGGAUGGAUUCCUUGACAUAUGAUCCGUUGGGAAUAGUAACAUGCUUAAUGUAUCCUCCCUCCCCAGGACUCUUGUGUCUCGUUCUCUGCUAUUUAAAGAUUUUUCACGUGUUUUUGGUGAUCAGUUCAUUUCGGGAACCAAAACACUGUAAGAAUAACUUUGCCUCGGAAAAUUACAAAAUUACUUUUUCAAAAU